Messenger RNA from Bufo bufo (common toad), 1688 nucleotides. RefSeq lists its product as uncharacterized. Gene Ontology annotation, cellular component: endoplasmic reticulum; membrane. The transcript is spliced from 8 exons. Gene Ontology annotation, molecular function: long-chain fatty acid-CoA ligase activity. NCBI's taxonomy places the organism in Eukaryota, Metazoa, Chordata, Amphibia, Anura, Bufonidae. The record is from RefSeq and is a predicted model, not a curated record. The coding region runs from base 3 to 1463 and encodes 486 amino acids.
AAAUGUCAGCGGUGGACCUGAAUGACGGAGACACGACAGAGAGCUUUGUGGAUCUAUCUGAGAGUGAUGAAACCGUACAAGAAAAGGAGCAGCUGCUGCAGGAAUGUCAAACGGAGCAAGUCCAAAUGAAUUCUGAACAGGAACCCGACCCAUCUCAGGAUAUCACGUGUGACUACAAAACAGAAGGGUCACCGAGGAAUGAAGGACUGGCAUACAGAGAAGAAAAGCCAUCGCAAGAACCCAAAGAGCCAGGCAAGGACACUGGUUAUCAGGAGACUCAAGAAACCAGCACCAAAGACAGACAUGAAAACUCUCCAGAAGAGGACUACUCAAAUUCAGUUCCCUAUACACCAGGUGAGAUGUUGGGACCACAAGAAGAUGCUGAAUAUGACAACGGGAUGCCUGGAGAAGCCAACCAGGAAACCCAAACAGGAGGUGAUUCAUAUGGAAGUCCACAAGAGACACCAAGUGGGGGAUCCCAAGAUGAAGCUGUGGAAGAACACAAUGCAACUCUCUCCAAUAAACCAGAACCUCACGUCAGUCAAGAUGACAAAGGGGGAUCCAUGGCAUGUAAAAAGUUUAAAGAAGGAAACUUCCAAGAGACUACAUCCCAGAAGGAAAGUGGAGCUGUCCACACAGAAGAAGCCAUGGAGGAUUUGCAAGAAGUUAAUGCAAAGAAAGAACUACAUGACAAUCAAACUGAUGAAGGGAUAGAUGAAGAAUCUCUGGACAGAAAAGACACAUCUCCUGAUGAUCAUUUGGAAGAACAGAAGAUGACCAUGCAUGAAAGAGACCAGGAGCAGACUGGGAGAACCAGGGACAACAUGUCUGACUGCACGUGUGAGGAACAGCCAGUGGAACCACUGCAGCUGAAAACUGAGGGCAGUGACUGGUUGCCAUCUCUAUGGACAUCAAAGGUUAAUGGUGUGGUCACUUUGAGAAUGGAGAAAUCUGGACCAGCAGCUAUGUCUCCAGUCACAGUGCCACAGUUCUUCUCGGACAUGGUCAAGAAGCAUGGACAGAAGGUGGCACUAUAUGCCAGGAUGGCCAAUGAGUGGAAGGGGGUGACUUAUUCUCAAUAUGAGCAGCAAAGCCGAACCAUGGCCAAAGCUUUUCUGAAGUUGGGCUUGGAGCGGUUUCAUGCAGUUCUGAUCCUUGGGUCUAACUCUCCGGAGUGGUUUAUGGCAGACAUUGCCGCGAUGCUGGCUGGGGGUUUGGCCAUUGGCAUUGAUCCAUUAUCCAAUGCGUCAUUUUGCCUUAAGGUGGCGCUGGAUUCCCGGGCUCAGAUAGUGCUUGUAGAUGACCACAACCAACUGGAGAAGAUCCUGAAGAUAAAAAACAAGCUGCCGAAACUGAAGGCAAUGGUGCAAUGGAGAGGGACCAGUAAUGGAGCCGUGCCCUGGAGUGUACACCUGGAACCAGUUACUAGAUCUGGGCUCGGAGGGGGACGAGUCGUCUCUUGAUGACAUUAUGGCCGACCAGAAGCCAAACCAGUGCUGUGCAGUGAUCUAUUCCACAGAUGAAGCUGGAGAGCCGAGAGGAGCCAUGAUAAGUCACGAUAAUGUGACCUGGACAUCCAGGGCCCUGCAGGAGACGCUGGGAUUGGGUUCGGAGGAGGUUGUCCUCAGUUACCUGCCCCUCGGCAGCAUGGCCGUGCAGCUCUUCGACCUGUGGCUCAUUCUGUCCUG